AUGAAUAAUCUUAACCCGUAUUCUCAGUUUAUAACGGCACUCGUUAUUGUAUUACUCCUACGCAACAAUGCGGAUCCACAAGCACUCUCAAGUAAGUACCACAACAUGAAGGUCAGAAUAACCUCUAACAAUCCGAUAAGAAAUCCGCGCGAGGGACGUGUUGAGGUGAGUUUUGACGGCGUCAAAUGGGGUACACUUUGCAGCUCAACUUGGAGUUUUCGUGAAGGCAAUGUGGUAUGUCGACAACUCGGUCUCGGCUACGCGGCCAUGGUUAAUCAAACAACCACCUUCGGUGACAGCAAAAAGUAUCCUUGGGCUAUGAUCGGCACUCUUUGUCGUGGUAAUGAGCAACAUCUGUCGAACUGUUUGCGUGAGGCCACCUACCCACGAAAUUGUACGGUCGGCAAUCCUAAUGUAGCAGUUGUACGUUGCGUGCCGCAGAGCGCCGAUUUGACUUUGGGUCUGCGUGACAUUGAGAUCUCAGCUCGGCUCGAAUUGGCGCCGAUGACACGGCUUCAGUGCGCUAUGGAGGAGAAUUGCGUCUCGGCUGAGGCUUAUGUCAUACGACUCACAAAACCGAAUGCCAUACGAAAUCUGUUGCGUUUCACAACCAAAGCGGAAAAUGUGGGCGACGCGGAUUUCAGCCCCUACGCGAACUAUAAAGACUGGGAGUGGCAUCAGUGCCAUCAACACUAUCAUAGCAUGAACGUUUUUGCGACUUUUGAUGUCUACGAUUUGCGUUACAAGAAAGUGGCAGAGGGACACAAAGCCUCUUUCUGUCUGAUGGACACGAAUUGUGUGCCGGGCGUCCGACCCAAAUACACCUGCGGCAAUGAGACGCAAGGCAUAUCUAUUGGCUGCGCUGAUUUGUAUACCGCCGACUUGGAUUGCCAAUGGGUCGAUGUGACCGGCUUACCGGUAAAUCAAUAUUAUAUUCUUCGUGUCGCCAUCAAUCCAGAGUAUAAAAUUGGCGAACGCACUUUUGAAAAUAACGGUGCUGAGUGCAUCAUACAUUAUACGGGAAAACCGGCGACGACACGAAUCACGAAUUGCCGACGUACGCCAUUGUGGUUUAAAGUUUAA
Messenger RNA from Bactrocera tryoni, 1083 nucleotides. It is a transcript of the gene Loxl1, whose product is annotated as lysyl oxidase homolog 2A. Lineage: Eukaryota; Metazoa; Arthropoda; Insecta; Diptera; Tephritidae. The transcript has 3 exons. Gene Ontology annotation, molecular function: protein-lysine 6-oxidase activity; copper ion binding. Gene Ontology annotation, biological process: peptidyl-lysine oxidation. The record is from RefSeq and is a predicted model, not a curated record. Gene Ontology annotation, cellular component: membrane. The coding region runs from base 1 to 1083 and encodes 360 amino acids.